Molecule: messenger RNA, 7100 nt
Organism: Mus pahari (shrew mouse)
Lineage: Eukaryota; Metazoa; Chordata; Mammalia; Rodentia; Muridae
Gene: Arhgef4
Product: Rho guanine nucleotide exchange factor 4
Exons: 14
Coding region: 43-5604 (1853 amino acids)
Biological process (GO): intracellular signal transduction
Molecular function (GO): guanyl-nucleotide exchange factor activity; protein binding
Source: RefSeq, a predicted model, not a curated record
GCGGUCCGGAGCAGCGGGUGGCCGUAGUGCCCGGGCGGCACCAUGCUUGGUGUGGUGCACUUCCUUCGCAGCUUCUUCAAGACUCCAGAGCCAGGCGUGCCCCCUCCAGGUGAGGGAGAGAGUGAGGACAACCAGCUCCACCCAUGCCCUGCAGACCCAGAGGAACAGGAAUGGCAUCAGGAAACAAACCCUGAGGACUUGGAGACACUGUCCCAUAAGAGCGAAAGUCGAUCGGAUACAAAAACAGAUCCCUUUGAAAGUGCUUCUGAGGCAGAGUCCCUCCCGGGUGACCUCGCUGGUGGAGUUGGCCUCUCCACAGAAAGAGAAGCAGGCUGGGGAUGCCCUGAGGACUCAACAGUUGGACUUCCCCAAGGGCGGCAUUUGGUCUGUGAUGAAGGGCUCCAUACAGAAGAAGAGCUGGAUCUACCCUCGGGCUUAAAGGCAGGUUCUCAGCUAAGUAAAUUGCACAUGUUGACUGCUGGAAAACGGGAUGCAGCAUGCCCCUGCAGCUGUGUGACUAGCUUGGUACAGGGGUCUGUGCCAGCAUCUGUGUGCCUCUCAAAGCAUGCCGGCAGCAACAGCAGUCCCCACCUGCGAAAGGCCAGGUCUAGGGGCUAUCUGGAUGCCCCUGUGGUCUGUCCUUGCUUUCGCCGACACUGUGAAUUAGGUCAGAGCUGGCCACAAAUCCACAUCAGGACUGCAGCAGCAAAGAUACCUCCCAUAGGCUCACAGCACAAUGACUUCCCUCUGUGGAUCAGGACCAAGAAGGGGCCGGCUCCAAGGCCCACAGUGGGCACAGACUUGUUCUGGGUUCACCCCUUCCUUGGCACAGCCUGUCAACCUCGAUCGGGCACACCUCGUCUCUUAGACGCCAAGUGUCAUCAGAGUGCCCCAGAAAAUCUUGGUGCCAAUGCCAAGACACCUCAAGGGCACUUCUGCCAGCAGGUAAAGACUCUGGUCAGGGCCCAUUCUAUAGCUUUGUUUCCUUUAGGUUGUCCUAAAGAGCCUCUGAAGCAGAAAGGUACAAAUUGGCCCUACUUGCGGGAAGGGACAGAAAUAGAACCCGACCACCCAAUCCUUCGAAACACCCUUUCCCCUGGGCCCACCCAGCUGUCUUAUUUACUUCCUACUUCUCAAAGCAGGGCCCCUCCUUUGCAGGGUGAGUGCAAGCUGAGUGAUUGUAGCUUUAAGAGGGCAUCUCCAGACACACCCUGUGUAGGCCUUCCACUGGAAAACCAGGUAGAACAGGCUUCUAGGUCAUGCCCAGCUCCUUCCCACCUUACUUCAGAAUUGCUGAAGCUCAACAGCCAAGAGGAAGUGCCCAGGCCGGCUGAAUGCAAGCCAGGGCACAGCUCAGAAAGCAGACUUGAGGAGCCCAAAGGUGUCCACCCUGCUGAUGUUAUCAGUAAACAAAAGCGCCUGCUAAACAUCUCCGGAGAGGCAGGAAGCCAGACGGGUGCUCUCCAGGAGGAGAGAAAGCCGCCUGAUAGGGCCUCCUUCUUCCCACAACGCUGCUGCCAUGGUGAGGUACCUGUGUGCAACAGAAGGCUUGCGGGUACCUGGGAAGAAGAGAAAGAUAGCGCCUGUGCCCCAAAGACAGACCUGAAAUCAAAUGUAACUGGCUCUUUAGAAGCAGCAGAAGAGGGCGUGGUUCUAGACCUCCAACGCAAUGGGAAUGCCUUGCAAAGUCUUUUGGACUUUUCAACAGUGGGAGUAUCUCACUGCAACCCUGGGAGUGAGUGUGCACAGGGACCUGGGGAUGAGCCAGAGCCUUUCCCUUCUGGCCAGCCGCAGGCUCGGGGAGCCCACGGGGCCUCUAGGCACAGCUGCAAAUUCAUUAUGAUAGCAGUAAAGCAGGAAGGGAGGCAGAUCUCCACAAGGAAGGCUCGCUGUCUCCUAGAAUCACAGUGUGGGCACCUUCCAGAGAAGGGGACAAGCGCUGCGGCUUAUGAGUCUCCCAGGGCCUCAGAAAUGCCCGAGUGUGGCAAUGAAUGUGAGCUGCCGGGAUGUCCAGGGGCAGAGGCGGGUGGUGGGGCUCCUCAGCUGCUGGCCCAAGGCAUAGAGCAUGUGAGAGUGCCAGUCUCUAGGACUGCUUCCGGUGACACUUUGAGCUCAGAAGAGACCCUGGAGGGCGAGCUGCUUGGGGAAAGGUCAGACUUAGGGUCUGAGUGUGUACACACCGAGCAGAACCAGGAGUUGCCCAGCUCAGAACGCAGGUGUGGCACAGGCGAUGCGGAGGUUGUGGAAAUCUCCGGCACGUGCGCAGGCGAGGUAGAGGUUCCCCUUUCAGGAGUCUUGGCUUCAAGCACCACAACGCAGGGGUUCCAGGAACCAUGCAGCAGCGGGUUUCAGCAGGGUUUGCUGGAGUCAGAGCAGCGCCCUGCCUGUCUUCAGAUGACCCCUUCAAGAACUGACAGGCCCUGGUCCAGGGAGCUGCCUGGCAGGGACAUACCCUACAGCCAGGCCUUAAUCUCAGAGGGCUUGAACCCAGUUUGCUCUAGCCCCGAAGAAAGGGUCCCCCACAGUCCCUGCCAGGGAGAACCACCUCUACACCACGUGCACCAGAGCGUAUCUCUGGAGACCCAAUCUGGUAUGAUUCAAGUAGGGACAUCUGGGGACCUCAGCGGUGAAGGACCUUCCCCAGAAAGCUACAACAUCAAGAGACUGAAAGCAACAGAGAGCAGGAUCAAAGCCAGGCUAGCCUUAGCCCAUAAGACCUUUACCAAUUUUUUUGAGGCCAAAGUUACGGAGAAAACAAAUACUGGCUCUGUCAAAGGCGAGAAAGAGAAGCGCAGGCGAGCCCAGGGCUCCUGGCGUGCGUUUCUGAGAAGCAAAGACGCGGAAGGCUCCAAACGACCCGUUUUAGUGAGUGGGGUUCCAGAACCAGACUUUCCCCAACUCCUCUGCUCUUCCCCACCAGCCACCAGAAGCCACUGUGAGAAGUGGACAAUUGACACCGACAGCCAUGUGUUUGGGGAGCCCUGGACACCCCUAAACUCUCCUGCAACUCUGUCCUCCAGCCGUCUGGCUUCUCCGGAACACCGGAGGAGAAGUGAACCGACCAUUGGACGCACUGCUACCCAGGAAAGCAGUGCACACCUCUCUUCUGGGGUCUUCCCAAAGUCUUCCUGGCUGACCUCUGCCACCAGCCCUGGGGCAACGCAGAUUGACAUCAGUUAUGCCCUCCCCUGCAGCUCUGCCUGCCAUUUGACCUAUGAGAACCAAGACAUGCCCUGCAGACCUACAAGUCCCAAGCCCAGGAGUCCCAUGGCUGGGGCGCAGAGGGUGGAUCUCUGCCUUAGAGGCAGGACUAGUGCGGUCUCCAUGGUCUCUCUCAGAAGCGACAAGGACACCAACAGAAGUUCAGAAGUCCCCGAACGGCCCAAGGCAUCCAAGGCCAGGGCGAGCCUCUUACUCUCUCUGCAAACACUAAACCAGAACGACCAGAAGGAAGACAGGAGUGAGUGCCAGUAUUACCAUGGCCUGGGCACAGUGCCCUUCCUUAGGGACCAUCCUGGGAAUGAGAGCUACAUUGCCCAGGAAAGCCUACCAGACAAGAAGCUCAAUUGUUCCCAUGAUCAGAAAACUUCUUACAGAGAGCCUACUCACAGGCCGGUAUCUGCCACUGAAGUAGUGACACGGACCCUCCCCUCCAUCUCCGCAGAGCAAGUCCCCAGAGAGGUCCCUUUACAGUUCAGGAGGGCCCCUCCACACUCACACUUCAGCUUCGAUGACAUAUGGCUCGAAAAGACUCAGAGGAGGAAGCUGGAGAAACAGAUGCUGUUUAGACGACAGAUGUGCACAGGGUUAGUGCCUGUGGACCCAGUUCAGUGCUGGAGGAAGACAACCGUCACCUCUGCAGAGUCUCCGCAGCUUCCUAGAAGAAGUCACCUGCUCUCCCAGAGUGCCCCAAUGGGACUGGACCACACAGGCUGGCCAGAGCCCACGUCUGACACCGGGAUGCCGGACGGAACUCUGGACACUGCGUGCGCCGAAGAGACGGGCAGUGAGGAGGACCUGUAUGAAGAGCUUCACAACUCUGGCCACCACUACAGCCACCCUAGAGGAGGUGGAGAGCAACUGGCCAUCAACGAGCUCAUCAGUGAUGGCAGUGUGGUGUGUGCCGAAGCCCUGUGGGACCAUGUCACCAUGGAUGACCAGGAGCUGGGCUUCAAAGCUGGGGAUGUCAUCGAAGUGAUGGAUGCCACCAACAGAGAAUGGUGGUGGGGCCGAGUGGCAGAUGGCGAGGGGUGGUUCCCUGCCAGCUUUGUACGGCUGCGCGUGAACCAGGAUGAGCCCGCGGACGACUAUGAGGCCCCGCGGGCCGGGGCUAGAGAGGCCGAUGACAGCGGUCCAGAGGCCCAGAGCUGUAAGGACCAGAUGCGCACAAAUGUCAUCAAUGAGAUCCUCAGCACUGAGCGGGACUACAUCAAGCACCUUCGCGACAUCUGCGAGGGCUACGUCCGCCAGUGCCGCAAGCGGGAGGAUAUGUUCAGUGAAGAGCAGCUGCGCACCAUCUUUGGGAACAUCGAGGACAUCUACCGCUGCCAAAAGGCGUUUGUGAAGGCUUUGGAGCAGAAGUUUAACACGGAGCGGCCACACCUGAGCGAGUUGGGGGCCUGCUUUCUGGAACACCAAGCAGACUUCCAGAUCUAUUCUGAGUACUGCAACAACCACCCCAAUGCCUGUGUGGAACUCUCCCGCCUCACCAAGCUCAGCAAGUACGUGUACUUCUUCGAGGCCUGCCGGCUGCUGCAAAGGAUGAUUGACAUCUCUCUGGAUGGCUUUCUGCUGACCCCGGUGCAGAAGAUCUGCAAGUAUCCCCUCCAGCUGGCGGAGCUGCUCAAGUACACACAUCCCCAGCACAGGGACUUUAAGAAUGUUGAAGCUGCCUUGCACGCCAUGAAGAAUGUGGCCCAGCUCAUCAACGAACGGAAACGAAGACUUGAAAACAUCGACAAGAUUGCUCAGUGGCAGAGCUCCAUAGAGGACUGGGAGGGGGAAGACCUUCUGGUCAGGAGCUCGGAACUCAUCCACUCGGGGGAGCUGACCCGUGUGACACAGCCUCAAGCCAGGAGUCAGCAGAGAAUGUUUUUUCUCUUUGACCGCCAGCUCAUCUACUGUAAAAAGGAUCUGCUCCGCCGGGACGUGCUGUACUACAAGGGCCGGCUGGACAUGGAUGACCUGGAGGUGGUAGAUGUGGAAGACGGGAAGGACCGAGACCUCCAUGUGAGCGUCAAGAAUGCCUUCCGUCUGUACUGUGGUACCACGGGGGACAGCCACUUACUGUGUGCCAGGAAGCCAGAACAGAAGCAGCGCUGGCUGAAGGCCUUUGCCAGAGAGAGGGAGCAGGUGCGGCUGGACCAGGAGACAGGCUUCUCCAUCACCGAGCUGCAGAGGAAGCAGGCCAUGCUGAACGCCAGCAAGCAGCAGGCCACAGGGAAGCCUAAAGCUGUGGGCAGGCCAGGAUACCUGACCCGCCACAAGCAUCCAUCAUUGCCUGCCAGCCGGCCCCAGCAGCAGGUGUUGGUGCUAGCAGAGCCCAGGCGGAAGCCAUCUAACUUCUGGCACAGCAUUAGCAGACUGGCGCCUUUCCGCAAGUGAGUCAGCAUCCAUCAGACAACCUGACAGGCACUUUGUGGACCCGUCCUUUCCUCUCUGAGGCCUAUACCAUCAGGCCCUCUGCCUGCUUUACAAACUGGAAGUGAACAGGCACAGGGCCAUGCUGUAUGAAGACUGGGCCCUGCCUCUGGCCCCUUCCCCAUGGCUAGUGUGCAGGUACCAGCCUCUGACUAUACUCUGGACCUGCGCAGAGCCUCCAUCAAUGGUAAGCCUGCACGCCACAGCUCUAAACCUCUGGCCAGGCUGUGCCCAUAGGCGCAUCUGCUCUGGACAUUCUUUGGAAAGCUAUCAUCUCCACUCUCCUGUUUCCUCUGGGUGGGAAACCAAAAUCUGUGGCCAUGAGCCACCUGCCAAAGUAGGUGUGUGCCCCCUCUGCUCUUGUCCCUUCAGGCCCCCAGUGCACUUGCAACCUGAGAGGUCAGGAACCAGGAAUUCUGCACUAACUCUACCCAUAGCUGUCCUUAUGCCUCCUGGUCCCUCUAGACACUGCUGGCUGCCAGACACCCUCUUUACUUGUGACAUGUGUAACGAGAACAAAACCAUACAGUCAACUGUGUCCCUGGUUCCAGGUUAGUGACAGUUCCCUGUAGCUGGGGUGGCUGCACACACACCCACCCACCCCCUGUUCACUAUGAUUUUGGUUGUGUUGUUUCUCUAACACUGGAGAAUUGUUAAUGACACAGAAAGAUUGCCUUACCCUAGUAAGUGUGAGAAGCCAUAAGGACUGGACUCUGUGGCCCCUCAUGGACGGCCUCCUCGUGGGGCACAUGGCCGGGCCUGCACAUGGUGCAGAGCCUACAGAACUCGGAAGUAGGGGGUCACUCUUGCGCUGCAUCUUCUCUAAUCCAAAAGACACAUUUAAUUUCAUAAAGAAACGAAUGAAAAGUGACCUGGCUGCUGGUCAGCUGGCGGUGUGUGUCAGUUUCUUCUUGUGUGCUGUCAUCCCUCCUGGGGCUGGUGCCCCGCCUCUCCUCUUCUGUUCUCAGCCUAGGGGAGGCGCUGCUCACUAGACCACAGCCUCAGGGUUAUGGCAGAAGUGGCUUAAGGUCAUUGUUGCAGAGGCCCCAAAGAGGGGUGCAAGAAAGCAGGCCAGGGAGCCCUGGACAGCAGGUGGACAGACUCCCUUCUCACCUCCAAGUACACGAGGCACACGUGGGCUUAGAGGUGGGCUCAGCAUCUUCCUUGCUAAACUGAGGGACCCAGGAGGCUUAUGUAGAACUGCAGAAGCCUACACCUCCUACAGUACUUAGGAGGGCCCUCCACCAAAGCCAAUCAAGGCUGAACACACAGCCUUGUCCGAGUCCCCUAGGAACUUCUUCACUGGGGGAAGUGGUAGCAAGUGCUAGUCAGACCGUCUCCUCUGAAAACACUCCCAUGAAAAGAUCAGAAUAUGCAACACAAGUCAAUCUUUAUUGAAAACUGCAGUAUUAAUUACAUAACAAUUCUGGCUACAAUAAACGUGCUUUUAAGGGUUUAAA